UGGCAUUUUCUAGAUCAGUUUCCCGAAGCGAAAGAUGCUUGCCACCCUCAUUUGGCUCUUAGCUUUGCUUCCAAUGACGUUUGGUUUGCAACCCCUGGCAGAAAUGAUCAAGACCGUGAAUGGGGUUAAUGGACGGAGUGAACGAUGUCACAUCGUCAUAAUGGGAUUCCAUGACCGCCUGGACACUAUUCAAGACUUGAAAUACGGAAUGACCAUAAUCAACAAAGCUUUGACUUCCGAUCAGAUCGAACGAUAUGCCAUGUUCUUUCACGACCAAUUUGAUUGUUUGUCCUUUUGGGCUGAUUUUCGAGGAAUGGAUAGCAAUACAUCCGAGCAACUAGAUCAAACACUCAUUGAUGCAUUGGUACAGAAACUUCCAACCAGAGACGAAGUGUUCUUGGUGAGGAAUUUGGAUGCCAUCAGAGGCAUGCAUUAUCAUCACCCCACCUAUAUUCUGGAGGAAACAAGGGAAGGAAUGUAUACUCUUCUCCUGGGUUGUCCAAAUCAAGCGGAUCUAAUCCUUCUCAAUGUUUGGGACAUAAACAAGGAUUAUCAAGUCUUGGCGAGCAAUCAAGUUCGAAACCGGUGUCCUCACGUAUUUCACGGGGCUCAUCUGACCAUCAGCUGUCGGGGUCUGCCUCCAUUUAACAUCUGGAAACCAGAUGGUUCGGUUCACGGAGUCGAUGUGGACCUUAUUCAAAUUCUGAGUGAGGCUUUUGGCUUCACCUAUCGUAUCAUUACUGAGCCAGUGAUGGGUAGCCUAAUCCCCAACUCCAACAACCAAUGGUUGGGAGUCGUUGGAAGCGUCAAAAACGGCACCUCCACCAUUGGGAUUGGAAAUCCAGCCUUGGAUGCGGGACGUUAUUUGGCUGUGGAUUAUUCCGUCAUGAUGUACACGAUCGAUACCAAUUUUAUCGCCACUUACCCGAAGCCAACGCCCCCUUACGAGAAUCUGCUGAAACCCUUCAGUGCCUAUCUUUGGGUCUGUUUAAUCUUCACAUUGGUAGUGCUCUCGACGGUCUUGGUAGCGAUUGGCAGAUACCUUGAACAGCAACCUAUGGAAAAGAUAAUAACACUUCCAUUCAUGUCAUUAGUCGAGCAAAACAUCCCAGAUUCGCGCUUUAAGAGCAAGGUCUCGAAAUUUUUAAUCGGCUUGUGGUAUUUGACGGUGUUUUUCAUUUUAUCCGGAUAUUCGUGUAACCUAAGAGCGUUCCUGGUAGCCACGGAGUACGAAAAGCCAAUAGAUACAGCGGAGGACAUUUUGGCUUUGCAUAAGGAGUUCUUUCUUCCUUUAGGAACUUCUUUGGAGUUUUCGAUCGUUAAUAGCCCCAAAAAAGUGUAUCAGAAGCUGCAUGACAUUUCAAAAGGGUUCUAUUUGGAAAAUGGUUGGCUGUCACCUCCGGUUGAGAAAUCCCUUCUGGCCUCAAAAGGUGUGAUAAUAUUCCCAAAGGAACCCGUUCAAAUGCAGUUUGACACCUUUCAGAAGGCCUUUGGAUAUCAACCUUUUAGGAUCAGCAAAAGUCGGGCUUUUGAAUACCACGCCGGAUUUUUGUUCCCCAAAUUUGCGGAGUGGAGAAACGAUGUGAAUGUGAUUUUAGGGCAACUCACAAAUAUGGGCUUUGUUGAGAAACUGAAGAGAGAAUACUAUCCCGUUGGAUCGCUCAUCGAAGGGGACGAAAAUCGUGACAAUGGCCAGAUUCGCCCAUUCGGUUUCCAGCACUUUUACGCCGGAUUUAUUUGCCUCGGCGUAGGAUUAGCCCUGGCCUCCAUCGCCUUCUUGGUUGAAAUGGCGAAGCUCCGUAUUUAAACACAAAUUAUGGUUUUGUUAGAUGUAUAUCUGUCUAAUGUCAAUAUUGGAUGAAAUGGAGCUAGGGUUCAAACUCAAGAUUGGUAUUCUGAAAUUUCGUGUUUGAGCAAAAAUGUGUUUUGUCAUGUAUAUCUUUGUAAUGUAUUGAUGUUGGGCGAA
Messenger RNA from Tigriopus californicus, 1966 nucleotides. Its product is annotated as glutamate receptor ionotropic, kainate 5-like. The transcript has 6 exons. The coding region runs from base 35 to 1807 and encodes 590 amino acids. The record is from RefSeq and is a predicted model, not a curated record. Gene Ontology annotation, molecular function: glutamate-gated receptor activity. Gene Ontology annotation, cellular component: membrane. Lineage: Eukaryota; Metazoa; Arthropoda; Copepoda; Harpacticoida; Harpacticidae.